Molecule: messenger RNA, 1594 nt
Organism: Cheilinus undulatus (humphead wrasse)
Lineage: Eukaryota; Metazoa; Chordata; Actinopteri; Labriformes; Labridae
Gene: fbp1b
Product: fructose-1,6-bisphosphatase 1b
Exons: 9
Coding region: 393-1406 (337 amino acids)
Biological process (GO): fructose metabolic process; fructose 1,6-bisphosphate metabolic process; fructose 6-phosphate metabolic process
Cellular component (GO): cytoplasm; cytosol
Molecular function (GO): fructose 1,6-bisphosphate 1-phosphatase activity
Source: RefSeq, a predicted model, not a curated record
GGUUGUCCUGAAGAGCUCAGUGACUUCAAGUAUGGUACUGUGAUAGAUGCAACCUUUCAGCAUGAGUCUGGUUCUGCUCAAGUUUUCUUUGCCAGUAUAAUUUUGCUAAAUAUUGCUUGCAUGUGGAUUAAAGGUAGGGAAGCACAACACUGGAGCUUGCAAAUGUCCUCAUGCCAAUAUAACCGCACAUGGUCUGCUUAAAAACGUAAUGCUUCCUGUUAUAAGGCACAGAAGCGAUCAAACCAACCCCCGAGCUGAAGGCACUUUGAUUGGUUUAAAGAGUCUCACACCCCUGUGGCUUCCCCCCUAUCUACAGUCCAGAGUCCACUUUUGAACUCGAGGACUACGCUCACCUAUUCCACUCAGCUCCCAGUCCCACGGCUGACAGCAAAAUGUCUGACAGGGGAGCCUUUGACACCAACGUCCAGACCCUCACCAGGUUUGUUCUGGAGGAGGGCAGGAAGGCCCACGGCACGGGAGAGCUGACCAACCUGCUCAACUCCAUCUGCACCGCUGUCAAAGCUAUCUCCACCGCUGUCAGGAAGGCUGGGAUCGCUAACCUCUAUGGCAUCGCAGGAAGCACCAACGUGACAGGAGACCAGGUGAAGAAGCUGGACGUCCUGUCCAACGAUCUGGUCAUCAACAUGAUCAAGUCAUCCUUCACCUCCUGUGUGCUGGUGUCAGAGGAAGAUGAGAAGGCCAUCAUCGUGGAUCCAGAUCAGAGGGGAAAAUACAUCGUGUGCUUUGACCCUCUGGACGGCUCAUCAAACAUCGACUGUCUCGUCUCCAUCGGAACAAUCUUUGCCAUCUACAAAAAGACCUCAGAUGACGAGCCGGUGGAGGCCGACGCUCUGCAGCCAGGAAGAAACAUCGUAGCAGCGGGUUACGCUCUGUACGGCAGCGCCACCAUGAUGGUUCUGUCCACGGGUCAGGGAGUCAACUGCUUCAUGCUCGACCCUUCUAUCGGUGAGUUCAUCCUGGUGGACAGAGAUGUAAAGAUUAAGAAAAAGGGAAAAAUCUACAGUUUAAAUGAAGGAUAUGCACAGCAUUUUUACCCAGAUGUGACAGAAUAUCUGCAGAAGAAGAAAUACCCAGAGGACGGUUCUGCUCCAUAUGGCAGUCGAUAUGUUGGUUCUAUGGUAGCUGAUGUUCAUCGUACUUUGGUGUACGGAGGAAUCUUUUUAUAUCCUGCUAAUGUCAAGAGUCCAAAGGGAAAGCUGAGGUUGUUGUACGAAUGCAACCCCAUGGCGUUCAUCAUGGAGCAGGCGGGAGGCAUGGCCACGACAGGUGCCAUGAAUGUUCUGGACAUCCAGCCCACAUCCAUCCACCAGAGAGUCCCCGUGGUGCUGGGGUCACCUGAUGAUGUGCAGGAGUAUCUGAACAUCUGGAAGAAACAUAACAAAUGAGCAAAGUAAAGAUGCUCAAUCAGGAUGUUCCUUGCUGAAUGUCUCCUCUCAUUCACUUGACUGCUUCUGUGAAGGAACCAAGCUGGACCUACUGCGUCUGCCUUACACCAUGCUGAUCACAUCUUGGUGCUCUAAGUAUUAUUUGUUGAAACAAACUGUAUAUUUUUUAAAUAAACACAUAAAAAUGA